Ictalurus punctatus (channel catfish) is the source of this 2894-nucleotide messenger RNA. RefSeq names its product tripartite motif-containing protein 16. Bases 147 to 1871 code for a protein of 574 amino acids. Gene Ontology annotation, molecular function: protein binding; zinc ion binding. Lineage: Eukaryota; Metazoa; Chordata; Actinopteri; Siluriformes; Ictaluridae. The transcript has 6 exons. The record is from RefSeq and is a predicted model, not a curated record.
UUUUUAGAGUGCAUGCUUUUGCUUUCACUUUGCCUCAGAGACGAGUAAUCUCCUCCCAGUCAUUUCAGAGAAAAAGAAACUGAUAGUAAGUCUGCUUUGCUAUCUCAAAAAAGCGUUUCUCUCUUUCAGUCUCCGAGUGCAGGAAAAUGGCAGAAGCCAGUAUUUCAAUCGAUCAGGAGCAUUUUAGUUGUUCGAUCUGUUUGAAUCUACUGAAGGAGCCAGUGACUACUCCAUGUGGACACAGCUUCUGCAUGGUGUGUAUUAAUGGGUUUUGGGAUUCAGACGCUGAGAAGAAAGCCUACAGCUGUCCACAGUGCAGAGAGACUUUUGCUCCAAGGCCUGUCCUUCGCAAAAGCAAUGUGCUGACUGAGAUUAUUGACAAACUGCAAGAGACUGAACAGCAAACAUCUUUUGCUCAAGCUUUAGGUGUCAUUUCCACUGAAGAUCAGGAUGUGGAAUGUGAUUCUUGCAUUGGUGUGAAAGGGAAAGCUGUGAAGUCCUGCCUGACAUGCCUGGCUUCAUACUGCGACACACAUAUUCAGGCUCAUCAUGAAUCUCCCGCUUUCAAGAAGCACAUGCUCAUCACAGCCGUGAGUAACCUCCAGGAGAAAACGUGUGUUCAACAUAACAAGCUUCUUGACGUUUUCUGCCGCAAGGAUCAGAGAGUGAUUUGCAACCAGUGUUCGAUGGUCAAACACAGCGAUCAUGAUACAGUCCCAGUUCAAGAGGAGUGGAUGGAAAAAAAGAAGUACUUUGAAGAUCUACAACAAAAAUAUCAGAAUAGACUUGAGAGCAGAGAGAAGACAUUGCUGGAGCUAAAGGACUUGAUAGAGGCUUACAAGCGCUCUGCACAGGAAGCGGUGGAGGACAGUGAGAGAAUCUUUGCUGAGCUGCUCCUCUCUAUUGAGAAAAGACGAUCCGAGGUGACGGAACUGAUCAGAGCUCAGGAGAAAGCUGAACUGGCUCAAACUGCAGAAGUACUGAAGCAGCUGGAGCAGGAGAUUGCUGACCUGAAGAAAAGACAAGCUGAGCUGGAGAAGUUGUCGCAGACCAGCGGAUAUGUCCAUUUCCUCCAGAGAUUUCAGUUCCUGAGUCCUAAACUGGAAACUGCUGACUCUUUUAAGGUUACUUUCAAUCACCAGUGGUCAUUUGAGAAUUUUAAGAAAUCUGUAAUCCAACUCAAGGAGGAAGUAGAAGACUUCUGCAAGGAAAAGGUUGAGAAAGUUUCUGAAAAUGUAGCUGUCUUUGACCAGAUCAUUAUAAUGCCUGAGCCAGAGACCAGAGAGGAAUUCCUGAAAUAUUCUUGUGCGCUAUCUCUUGAUCCCAACACAGCAAACUAUUACCUUGAGCUGUCAAAUGAUGACACGCACGUGUCAUGUGAUAAUAAACAGUAUGAAUACCCUGAUCAUCCCAAGCGAUUUACAUCCUGGCAACAAGUGCUCUGUAAGCAGAGUGUGCCUCUGCGUAGUUACUGGGAGGCUGAGGUAGAUGGUGAAAACGGAGUUUCCAUUGCUGUGUCUUAUAAAGGCAUCAACAGAAAAGGAUCUGAAAAGGAGUGUCGUUUUGGACAUAAUACACAGUCAUGGAGAUUAGUUCGAUAUCCUAAAAAAUACUGUUUCUGGCAGAAUGAUACCAAGACUUAUGUCUCUGGUCCAAUAUCCAAAAGAAUUGGGGUCUAUCUUGAUCAAAAGGCAGGAACUCUGUCCUUCUACAGUGUAUCUAAUAAAAUGACCCUAAUUCAUAAAGUCACAACCACAUUCACUCAGCCCCUGUAUGCUGGGUUUGGUAUAGGUACUGGCUCCUCUGCAAAGAUUUGCCUUCAAGUCUCAGAAGCUAAAAUGGCUGCUGCUGAGUGUUUGAAGAAAAAAUGAGUUUCAUUGGUGGAUUUUUAUAAAAGAUGCAAUUAGAAAGUUUGAAGAGCUUAACAUUUCAAGCUUACCUUAGCAAAUACCCAAAUUUCUCAGUUUGGGGAUUAAUAAAUUAUUAUUUUAUCUUAUUUGCCUAUUGGUCAUUGGUUUAUUCUAAAAAAUAAGUAAAAAAACAAACAAAAAAACAAAAACAAAAAGGGGUUAUGUCUUACCACUUUAAUCUUAGAAACAUGGAACUGGGUUCAUAUUAUGCACCUCUAUGAGUUAACUUUUGUUGAGUUAACAAUUGUUUGUACAUUUUCUAAAUUCUUACUAAACUAUGGGCAGUGUGCUGUCUCAGCAGUUAAGCUUCUCUGCUACAAAUAGGAAGGAUAUUAUUUCAGUGCCUCCAUGGUCCCUUUUUUGACUACUAAGCAAGGUUCCUACCCCUGACCCAUACCCUAUUUCUGCUGUACUGUGGGGCACUGUACCAUGGCUGUGUUCUGUCCCUGACUUCCUCCCAAGCAGGUAUAUGCAAAGAAAGCAUUUGCUUGUAUUUUACACAUCUCUGUAUACAUGUUAUUUAUGCUGUAUAAUGCUAAUUAAGGCCAGCCUUAUUUGUUUCUUUCACAAUUGGUAUUCAGAGUCAAUAAUUCUGCAAAAUUUGUUUACUAUUAUUCAGAGACUUUAGCUGUAACAGCUAAAUCAGCAUGGAAUUUGCCAGACUUAGUAAGAUAGAACUCAUUGUAAUCAAAAUUAUAAUAUGGGGUGACAUAAAUAUAAUAAAUAUGACAAACAUACUUCUUAUCAUUAUUUCAAUACAAUUGAAAUACUGCUUGCUGCAUCUCAUAUACUUUAAAUAUUCAAUAGUAGUGGAGCUCCCCAUAUGAUAUAUGAUCUGUUUGUUGUUGUGUUUUUUUAAUUGAACAAUGUAUUGUGUAUUAGGAAGUGUGCUUGACAAAUGACAUAAGUUGGAAUUAUAUUGUAUUAAGUACUCAUUAAUAAUAAUUAAUUUGGCACAAAUAAAAUUUCAUUAGGAAAUCAUAA